AUGCCACCAAAAAAUACAAACAACAACAACAAUCUCCUCCACCUUCUAAACGUCGAACAAGUCCACCUGCCUUUAGGCAACUUAACUCUUAACGAAAAAACAACUAAAAAAAUUAUUUACCAGCCAGAAGGACAUCCAAAACAGGCUAUUAUAGAUGGCGAAAUUUGGCCCCCCGUAUUUGAGGUUGAGGCUGUUAGAUCUGCAAAGACUAUGAAGCCUCUCCCUAGCGACGUGUUUGUUUGUACUUACCCAAAAUGUGGAACUACCUGGAUUCAACACAUUUGUUCCCAACUACUUUUUUGUUCCGAGUACGGGCCACAUCAAGGAAAAGAGCUGUGCACAACCUCCCCAAUGAUUGAAAGAGUCGGCGCCGAUUACUGUAACAAAUUGCAACAUCCACGCCUAUUAAAAACACACUUUUCUCACCACAAUUGCCCCCAAAACAACCUGUCAAAAUAUAUUUUUGCUUGUAGAAACCCAAAAGAUUGUUUAGUUUCAUACUACCAUCACAACAAAAAUUUUAAAAUUUAUGACUGGGCAGACGGCAAUUUCGACCAAUUUUUCCAACUUUUUAUUGAAGGAAAAUUGGCUUUUGGAGAUUAUUUUGAACAUUUGAAUAGCUGGCUUCCACAAAAACUUAACAACAAAAAUUUAUUAUUUUUAAAAUAUGAGGAUAUGUUGAAGGAUUUGAAAGGAACGAUAAUUUUGAUUGCCAAAUUUUUGGGGGAAAAUUCAGCAAACUUAAUUGAAAAUAGUCAAAUUUUGGAAAAAAUUAUUAAAGAAAGUCAAUUGGAGUCUAUGCAGCAAAAUCAGACUAGAUGGUUUCCGGGGAAUGCUCUGCACAACGAGUCGUUUAUUCGAAAGGGAUGUGCCCGCGACUGGAAGAAUUAUUUGAGUAGAGAACAGAGCGAUUUAAUUGAUGAGUUAUUCAAACAAAGAAUGGCUGGGACAGAAGCUGAAAAUUGGUGGAAGGAUGAAAUGAGAUGGGAAGAUGAUGAAGACGAAAAUGAAGAAUAUAAACAACACCAAAGCGAAGAAGAAACAACAAAUAACGAUUCUGGAAUGGAAAGUGGAGAUGACGAGGAAAAUUGUUUUGAAAGUCAAAAUAGAAGGGAUUCUGUUACUUCUGAAUGUUAUUCGACUACGAGUUGUUCUUCUGAUACUUCUUCAAAUUUUUGA
Messenger RNA from Meloidogyne enterolobii, 1179 nucleotides. The record is from the annotation of a GenBank genome assembly. Lineage: Eukaryota; Metazoa; Nematoda; Chromadorea; Rhabditida; Meloidogynidae.